This is a messenger RNA of Brassicogethes aeneus, 1805 nucleotides long. The record is from the annotation of a GenBank genome assembly. NCBI's taxonomy places the organism in Eukaryota, Metazoa, Arthropoda, Insecta, Coleoptera, Nitidulidae.
UAAUCACACACCCAGGUGUUUACUUUAUAAUUACCCAAACAAAAAUGAAAGUAACACUUAUCCUUUUAUUGAUAAUAAAAAUUAACGCGUUUCCAAAAAAAGAAGAUCUCUUCAAACUUCACGUUGUACACCUGAACGACUUUCAUUCUAGAUUUGAUGAAGUGAAUCUUAAGGGCCGAGAGUGCACAAAAAAUGAUACUUGUGUGGGAGGCUACUCAAGAUUAUACAAACAAAUCAUGAGUUUGAAGGAGAAAGACCCCAAUAUAUUGUUGCUGAAUGCUGGGGAUAAUUUUCAGGGCUCGAUGUGGUACAGCGUUUACAAGUGGGAUGUUAUAAGGCAUUUUAUGGAAAAAUUUCAGUUUGACGCAUACACUUUGGGAAAUCACGAGUUUGACGAUAACAUUGAAGGAAUUGUUCCAUUCAUAAAAUCCAUAAACGCGCCAGUAGUACUGUCAAAUGUGGACGACACUGAAGAACCAACCUUCCAAAACACGUACACUAAAAGCACGGUAGUCGCAAAAAAUGGAAAGAAAAUUGGGAUAAUAGGAGCUCUAACUAAAGAAGCCAACGAAAUUUGCCACGCCGGAAAAUUGGUUUUCCUCGAUGAAUCCGAGAGUAUAAAUAAGGAAGCUGAAAGAUUGGUUAAAGAGGAAGAUGUGUUUACUAAUAUUGUUCUGUCACACUGUGGCUAUGAUGUUGAUAAAGAGGUAGCCAAGAAAGCUACUGGAAAAAUUGGUUUGAUAGUGGGUGGACACAGCCAUACAUACUUGGGAGAUGAUACAACUUUUAAACCUAAAGGCCCUUAUCCAACAGUGGUACAAAGAAGUUCCGAUGGUGGUAAUGUCUUGAUAGUCCAGGCUUCAUCUUUCUCCAGACAUCUAGGGAACAUAACAGUCUAUUACAAUAACCUUGGAGACAUUGUGGAAUGGGAUGGUGCACCAAUAUUUCUAAGCCAUGAUUUACCACAAGAUGAAGAAAUAAACAAGGAAAUGUCAAUAUGGAAUGAAAAGAUCGAAGUCAUCAAAAAUGAAGUGCUGGGUGAAACAUUGGUGCCUUUAGAAAAAGCUAUUUGUAAUUAUGAGGAGUGUCUGUUUGGGAAUUUCCUAGCUGAUGCCAUGGUUUUUGAGUAUAUGACUCAAUCAAACCAAGAAAACUGGACACACGGAUCCAUAGCUUUCAUGAAUCCCAAAGGCUUCAGGAGCGACAUAGAUGUGGGAAGUAAAUAGGACGAACAAAAAAACAAUACAAUAUAAAUAAUAAUUUUUUUAGACAUAACUUAUGGAGAACUAAUUACGGCCCAGCCAUUUGGUAACACCAUUGACAUAAGCGAAAUACAAGGAAAAUAUAUCGUGGAAAUAUUCGAAAUUGUUGCUGGGAGAGAUUUAGAAGCCAAGCAUGGGAAAGUCCAGUUAAAUAUGUUACAGGUUUCAGGUGUACAAGCCGUAUUAAAUGUAAAUAACCCAAAAGGAAGUAGAGUGCAAUCCCUUAAAGUCAGAUGUGCAAAUUGUCAAAUACCCGUAUAUGAGGAUAUAAAAAUUGACGAAUUUUAUAAAAUUAUAACACCAUCGUUUUUAAGUAAUGGAGGGGAUAGUUUUGAUAUAAUACCAGAGAAAAUAUUUAAUAAAUAUGAAGGAAAUAUUGACAUCGAUGUGUUCAGGAAUUAUUUGAAGGUUAAAUCACCAAUUUUUGAGGAGAUAUGGGGUAGGGUUGAAGUAAUUGGUGAAUAUGAAAGAAAGGUGUAAAAAUAGACAAUAUUUUAUAUGUAAUGACUAUAUUUUUUUAAUAAAGCAUUGAUUUUAUAGAAA